CGUUACUUCCCUGAUGGCCUUUUGUGGGUCGGUAUUCUGCAAAAAGGCAUAUUCUGCAGAUGGCUGCUGACCACUGGGAUCCCGGGGGGCUACCACCCCCCAAGUGCCCCAGUUCUCCGUCGGCGCCCGCCUGGGAAGCCACCAGUGCCGAAACCCGCCACGCCGGUGACUGGCCCUAGAGACUCGUGCGCGGGAAAGUGAAGGGCACGCUUCAGCUGAUGUUUCUUUGUUUUGAAGUCAUGGUUCCUGUUAAAGGUCUCCUUCCCGGCGUUUCGGAGCAGCAGGGAGCCGUGCCCCUCCCCGCAGCGCCGGCCCCGCGCCGCCCCCCGCAAACGAAACCGAAAGCGGCGGCGGGGCAGGGAUAAAGCGGGGCAGGCGGGGGACGGAGCAGGACGGGACCCGACCCGACCCGGCACGGGCUUCUCGCUGCCACCCAGCCGACCCCCGCCUCCGGAGCCCCUCGCCGCCCUGCGGGACACCCCGCCGUGCCCUCCGCCGGCGCAGCCAUGGCAGAGGCGUCCCGAGACGAGCGCUUCCUCUACAUGAUCUCGUGCUUCAGGCCGCGGCUGAAGCAGUUCAUCCGGGUGCAGCCGGUGUUGGACCGGCUGCCCUCGCUGAGCGCCGCGGACAGGGAGAGGGUGCGGGCGGUGGCCCUGCAGCAGGGCGAGGUGGAGGGGGCAGAGGAGCUGCUGCGGGCCGUGGAGCGGGGACCCCGCGGGUGCGGCUGGUUCCACGAGUUCUUGCAGGCACUGGAGCACGGCGGCUGCAGCCUGGCCGCCUGCUACGUGAACCCCAGCCUCAGCCAGCUGCCCUCGCCGGCCGAGGAGGCCGACCACGACCUCUGCGUGCACUUGGUGCAGCUGCUCCACAGCACGCUGGUGGACAGAAUGCAGACCAUGCAGGUGGCCGAGAAGUGCCUGCAGAUGGGCAUCUUCCAGGACGAGGACCUGGAUCGGAUCCACACUGUUACUGACAAUCGUGGGUACAGAGAUGGUGCAAGGGAGCUGUUGAGCAGAAUAGUGCAGAAGAAAGAUUGGUUCUCUCCUUUUUUGAUCGCUCUGCGUGAAACCCAACACGGAGGCCUUGCAGAUGAUUUAAGUGGAAAUACAGGAGGAACAGAGAAUAGACAGAAUGGGGUGGAGGACAAUACAAACAAAGAAACAGAAGUUACAAGCCAACCAGAAUAUGCUGUAAUGAAGGAUUUGAAACAGCAAGAAAAUUUGAAUAGUAGUUCCAGCAGUGAGAACAGUAUAUUGGAAACAUCUAUUGGAAAGAAUUCUGUAGUUUCAGAGUCAGAUGUCUCCAUCGGAGAUGAAAGUGUCAGUAACUUGAAUGAAAACCUGGGACAGAGCUGCACAACCAGUCAUUCAGAUGAAGAUGAAAUGGAGAGCAGAGCUUCACCUGAGCCUGAUCUGAUCCUGAGAGAUUACCAGAUGGAGGUUGCAAGGCCAGCACUGAAUGGGGAGAAUAUUAUAAUAUGCCUCCCUACAGGCAGUGGUAAAACCAGAGUGGCUGUUUACAUUACCAAAGAUCACUUGGAUAAGAAGAAAAGAGCAUCAGAGCCUGGAAAAGUUAUAGUACUUGUUAAUAAGGUACCGUUGGUAGAACAGCAUUUACGAAAGGAAUUUAAUCCAUUCCUGAAGCGUUGGUAUCAAGUUACUGGUUUAAGUGGUGAUUCUCAGCUGAAAAUCUCAUUUCCUGAAGUUGUCAGAAGAAAUGAUGUCAUCAUCAGUACAGCACAGAUCCUUGAGAAUUCACUGUUAAAUGCAGCCGAAGAAGAUGAAGAAGGUGUCCACUUAUCAGACUUUUCACUCAUCAUUAUUGAUGAGUGUCAUCACACUCAAAAGGAAGGUGUCUACAACAAUAUAAUGCGACGUUACCUAAAAGAAAAGAUGAAGAACAGGAAGCUGGCAAAAGAAAACAAACCACUGAUCCCACAGCCUCAGAUUCUGGGACUUACAGCCUCACCUGGUGUGGGAGGUGCAACAUCCUACUCAAAAGCUGAAGAACAUAUUCUGAAAAUCUGUGCCAAUCUGGAUGCAUAUAGGAUCAUGACUGUCGAAGAGCACGCCUCCCAACUGAAGAAUCAAGUGAAGGAACCAUAUAAGAAGACUGUGAUCGCAGAUGACAAAAGAAGGGAUCCAUUUAGAGAAAGAAUUACUGAGAUCAUGACAGACAUUCAAAACUAUUGCCAGCUCCAUCCAAAAUCUGAGUUUGGAACUCAGCCAUAUGAACAGUGGGUGAUCAGAGAAGAGAGAAGAGCUGCAAAAGAAGAAAAACGCAAGGAACGUGUCUGUGCAGAACACUUGAAGAAAUACAAUGAUGCUCUCCAGAUAAAUGACACCAUCCGAAUGGUGGAUGCGUACAAUCACCUAAAUAACUUUUAUAAGGAGGAGAAAAGUAAGAAGACCGUAAGGAGCGAUGAUGAUGAUGAUGAUGAACCAGCAGUAUCAAAACAGGAUGAAACAGAUGAAUUUCUAAUAGGUUUAUUUCAUGCAAAAAAGAAACAGCUGAAAGAAUUGGCUAGAAAGCCAGAAUAUGAAAAUCAGAAGCUAAUACAGUUGCGAAACACUUUAAUGGAAGAGUUUACGAAGACAGAGGAACCUAGAGGAAUUAUUUUCACAAAGACUCGGCUAAGUGCCUUUGCUCUAUUCCAGUGGAUUAAGGAUAACCCAAAAUUUGAAGAAGUGGGAAUUAAGGCCCAUUAUCUUAUUGGUGCUGGACAUAACAGUGAAAUUAAACCCAUGACUCAGAAUGAGCAAAGGGAAGUUAUUGAUAAAUUCCGAGGUGGGAAUAUAAAUUUACUUAUUGCUACUACUGUAGCUGAGGAAGGCCUGGACAUCAAAGAGUGUAACAUCGUUAUUCGCUAUGGCCACGUCACCAAUGAAAUUGCUAUGGUGCAGGCUCGCGGUCGAGCUCGAGCUGAUGAGAGCACCUAUGCACUUGUGGCUUCGAGUGGCUCAGGAGCUAUUGAACGUGAAGAUGUUAAUAUUUUCCGUGAGAAAAUGAUGUAUAAGGCCAUUCAGCGUGUCCAGAACAUGCCACAGGAAGAGUAUUUAAAUAAGAUUCAGAAUUUCCAGUUGCAAAGUAUAAUGGAAAAACAAAUGAAGGCAAAGAGAGACCAGCGCAAGACAUACAAGAAAAAUCCUUCACUAAUAACAUUCCUAUGCAAAAAUUGCCACAAGCUGGUAUGUUCUGGAGAAGAUAUACAAGUUAUUGAAAACAUGCAUCAUGUCAGUGUGAAAAAAGAUUUCCAAAGUCUUUACCAUACAAGAGAAAAUAAGACACUGCAAGAUAAGCAUGCUGAUUACCAGACAAAUGGGGAAAUUAUAUGCAAAGAUUGUGGACAAGCUUGGGGAAAUAUGAUGGUUCACCGAGGCCUUGACCUGCCUUGUGUAAAGAUUAGAAACUUUGUGGUUGUGUUUGAAGACAAGAAAACAAUAAAGCAAAUUUUUAAGAAAUGGGGAGAACUGCCCGUCACGUUCCCUAGUUUUGAUUAUGCAGCUCAUUGUCCUUCAAGUGAUGAAGAUUAAGGACUCAGAAUGAAACUAAAAGCCCUUUUCAGGUUUUCUCUGACUGCUGAUUAGAAGCUCCUGUGGACCAUAGAGUGUGCUGCAUCAUAAACACUGUGGAAUCUCCUGGGCAUGAGGAAAUUGUUUCAAAGAAGAAAAAAUCCAAGGAAGGAGAAAAACAAAGUUACGUGGCUGCUGUCUGCACUCAGAUUUGCAGUGGUACUCUGGGACAAAGACGAUGACCAAAUACAUUGCAGUCAUGUGUAUAUCCAUGGAACAAAUUCCCAUCUCUACUCACUGCACUCCGUUAUGGGGUGACAACACUGUCAGAAGUGUGUUAGGUGACCUGUCGUCAAGCACAGAACAUAGGACAGACAUCUUGAGACUUGCCAUGGCAAUUAUUUUCUGGUUUUCUUCCUGCUACAACCCUUUUGAAGAUGAAGUGUCUCAAAAGUGGAGCCAUGUGAAGAGAACAAAUCAGCUGAGUGUUAUUUUUGAAUCAUUGUUGCUUCAUCAGUGUUUUCAUGACUGAGUUCUUCCCCUCUUAUCUUUAGCUGUAAAGUUCACACAUUCUGACAGACUAAAAUUGAGUUUCCAUUAAAAUACAUUUCAAAAUAUCAAGCCCUUAAACUGGCUUGAAAUUGAUUAUUUUAAUGUCCAAGAAGCACAAUGCCAAGUGUCUUUCUGCAUGUUCAUUUCAUAGGAUUGUUAAACUGGCUAUAUAAUGAGGUAUGUGUUAUUUUUCAAUAAAUUGCUAUAAUGAUUAACCUUU
Phalacrocorax carbo (great cormorant) is the source of this 4284-nucleotide messenger RNA. NCBI's taxonomy places the organism in Eukaryota, Metazoa, Chordata, Aves, Suliformes, Phalacrocoracidae. The record is from RefSeq and is a predicted model, not a curated record.